AUGGUUCGCUGGUACCCCCCUCCACUCGGCACCUUCAAACUCAACUUCGACGGCUCCAGUAAAUCUUCUUCAGCAGCAGCAGGAAUCAUCAUCCGUAAUAAUGAAGGAAUUUCAAUUUCAGCAUGUACUUUUAAUCUUGGUCAAACUCAAGCCUUCAUGGCUGAAGCCAUCGCUCUCCACAAAGGUCUACAAGAAGCUAGGCGUCUUCAGAUCGAUAAUCUCCUUAUCGAAGGUGAUAAUCUUCUUAUCAUUAAUGCAGUUAAAGGGGUGUGGUCUACUCCUUGGAAGAUCAGUAACAUUAUUUCUGAUAUCAAACAUCUCCUCACCCUCUUUACCACGUGGGAUAUCAAGCACAUUUUCAGAGAAGCAAAUUCGGCUGCAGAUUGGAUAGCGAAUGUCGGUCACCUAAUUGUUGGAAAUAUGUAUAUAGAUCCUACUAAUAGCCAGAGAUUAGCUACUAUCUUGUGUAAUGAUUACUCAGGAGUGACUCUCGUGCGGAGAGGCUCCUAA
Messenger RNA from Spinacia oleracea (spinach), 510 nucleotides. RefSeq lists its product as uncharacterized. The record is from RefSeq and is a predicted model, not a curated record. The transcript has a single exon. The coding region runs from base 1 to 510 and encodes 169 amino acids. NCBI's taxonomy places the organism in Eukaryota, Viridiplantae, Streptophyta, Magnoliopsida, Caryophyllales, Amaranthaceae. Gene Ontology annotation, molecular function: RNA-DNA hybrid ribonuclease activity; nucleic acid binding.